AUGUUGGAAACAAUAAAAACUUCUUUUUUGGAUUUUGUCAAACAAUUUAAUUUUUUUUGUCAAUUGAAAGCAGAUAAGGAAAUGCUAAAUUUGAAGGAUUAUUUUGACAAACUUUUUGUUUCAGUGGAUAAAUUUGAGUAUUCUUUGUAUAAAUUUGUCGAUGAAUUGAAUUUGAAUAGGUUAAUUAUGGAGAAAUUUAAAAUGAUUGAGUCAAAUGGUAUUUUUGUAAAUAUUGUUUUUAAUUAA
Meloidogyne enterolobii is the source of this 246-nucleotide messenger RNA. NCBI's taxonomy places the organism in Eukaryota, Metazoa, Nematoda, Chromadorea, Rhabditida, Meloidogynidae. The record is from the annotation of a GenBank genome assembly.